Molecule: messenger RNA, 1627 nt
Organism: Pseudonaja textilis
Lineage: Eukaryota; Metazoa; Chordata; Lepidosauria; Squamata; Elapidae
Source: RefSeq, a predicted model, not a curated record
AUGGCAACCUGUGCUAGAAGCCCCAAUGAGAAAAAACUGGGAGGGAAGACCAACACCCCACAUUUCCUGUUCCAGCUGGCUGCAGCCUUAGAAAAUCCCACCAUCAAGUCACUGGAGUGGCAUGAAGAUGGCAAGGGCAUUAACCUCCAUGCCAAGCUGUACGAGGAAGAAGUCCAGCAACACCAAGAUUUGUUUCCUGAGCUCAAGAACCUGAAAUCUGCUCCAGUUUUGCAAGCUUGGCUGGCGAAUUAUGGCUUCAAGGCAAGGAUGACCAAAACUGAUUCUGACAUGCUCACUUUUCAGCAUGCAGACUUCAAGAAGUUGUCUCCGAGGGCAGAGGAGGCUGAAAGCGCCAAAAUGGAAGCUUCUCUUCUCCUGAAGCAGCCCAAGAAAUCUAAGAAAAGAAAGUCCACUCAAGAGACCGCCCCAGUCCCACCUGCCUCCCCGGCGACUUCUCUGCCCCCAGAAUCUGCAACUACGGAGAAAAAACCCCAGCGUUUGCGUCCUUUAUAUCAAUACAUUAACUACGACAACCCAGAAAUGAAUAGACCAUUGGACAAGGAAUAUGAUCUGCCCCCAAUGGAGGCUCCUCCUACCCAAGAAAACAAGACAGGCACCAUAGAACUGAGAACAACUCCAUCAAUAGAAGAGAAAGGCAGGGAACUGCGGAGUCUACCGAGUGCCACUUCUGGAGCUGCGGUGAAAACAGAGGUGGAUAAGUCGACUCAAGUGGACAUUGAUAAGAUGCUCAGCGUCUGUGCAGCUCACCUAGUCCCACCCCUGUCACCGCAGAACAAAUAAUCGUAUCUGAUAGGAGGCCAAGCUCGUCGCUCAACGGUGCUUUUAUUCCAGAAACUGGAAGGUGCUCCUUGAAGGUCAUCUGAGGAGCAUCAAAUUCUUGUAAGUUUUGUUCAUUAUAGUCAGGGUCAAAAAGUGUAAGUAUUUGUCUUGUUCCUUGCUGUAAAAUAAGAGGAAAAAAUGGAGGCAGUCUAAACAGGAGUGGAAUUGCUCCUGUCUAAAUACGGUAAAUUAGUGCCAAAAUGAGUAUAAAAAAAAAAUACAGAAAAGUGUGUUCAUCAUCAUCUCGAUCCUCCUCGAGCCCUUAGGACAUUUCUGAGUAAUUACACAAUGACCAAGUUGUACAUGGGUUUUCUCCCACAUUUUAUUCCCAUAGCAAUCUCUCUUAUGAGUUAGUUGGUCCAAGCAAGGAUAGUAAAUAAUUUGUACCUGCUUCUUAUGGAUGACACAACCUUAAUUUCUAUACGUUUUUAAUAGCAUCUGGGAAGGACUUUGUCCAUCCAUCCUAGCUUCGGGGUCUUCCAAAACAUUUGGCUAACAUUUCCAGAACAUCAAUAGAUGUUCUUACGUAUCUUUUGCAGGUUCAAGUGCAUACCAUUUAUACUCUACUACUCCUUACAAAGUAAAGAGAUUCACAUACAAAAUGUAUGUCACAAGGUCCCUGUGCUGAACAAGAAAUCCCAGAGAACAGAAAUGAUAUUUUUAGCUUUGAAUCCUGAUGUGAACUUACAGAGGGAAUUAAGGAAGAAAAGGAUACUCUAAUUCACUGAAAAUAAACAAGGAAACAAGACUUAAGAGAUGGGGUGGUGGACUACAUUGUCCUUUGACA